UUCAAUUACUUGCAAAUCUGAAUACAUUUCUAUAUCACUUAUAAUUUCCAUAUUUGCUUGAGGAAGAGAAGCAGGAAGAUUUACAUUAUGACUUAUAGGUAUUACUGCUAAAGGAAGGUAUCUUUCGAAAUGAUAUCAAGCUACUUUUACAGAGCUAUUGCAUUGAUGCUGACAGUGGGUGCUCUUUCAAAAAUUCAGAAAAUUGAUAGACGAGAACAAGCUAGAUCAGAGAAAUUUGCCAAGCUUUUAGAACAUGAUGAUAAAAAGGACAAAGCAAGCAGCCAGCAAACAGUGUGCUAUUACCGAGCUGAAAGAAACGAAAGCGGACGACUUCAACCAGAAGACAUCGAUACAUCCCUCUGUACUCAUUUGAUCGUGGGUUUUGCUGAGGUUCGCUACGACUUCUUGUUACCUAAGACGAUGCAUGAUCUGGAGUGCUUCAAUAGGACAGCUAAUCUCAAGAAGAAAAAUUCGAAGAUGAAAGUAAUGUUGUCUGUCGGCGGAAAAUCGAAUGGAAGAUUCUCGAAGAUGGUGAUGACGAGCCAUGGAAGAGAAAA
Stegodyphus dumicola is the source of this 557-nucleotide messenger RNA. Its product is annotated as acidic mammalian chitinase-like. Gene Ontology annotation, biological process: chitin catabolic process; carbohydrate metabolic process. Lineage: Eukaryota; Metazoa; Arthropoda; Arachnida; Araneae; Eresidae. Gene Ontology annotation, cellular component: extracellular region. Gene Ontology annotation, molecular function: chitin binding; chitinase activity. The record is from RefSeq and is a predicted model, not a curated record.